Myotis myotis is the source of this 2579-nucleotide messenger RNA. Its product is annotated as mediator of RNA polymerase II transcription subunit 25-like. Gene Ontology annotation, biological process: positive regulation of transcription by RNA polymerase II. NCBI's taxonomy places the organism in Eukaryota, Metazoa, Chordata, Mammalia, Chiroptera, Vespertilionidae. Bases 360 to 1079 code for a protein of 239 amino acids. The transcript is spliced from 2 exons. The record is from RefSeq and is a predicted model, not a curated record. Gene Ontology annotation, cellular component: mediator complex; transcription regulator complex.
GACAUGGAAACCAUAAAAUGGGACAUGGAAACCAUAAAAAAGGACACAGAAACCAUAAAAAAGGACACGGAAACCAUGAAAGGGGACAUGGAAACCAUAAAAUGGGACACGGAAACCAUACAAAAGGACCCGGAAACCAUGAAAGGGGACGUGGAAACCAUAAAAUGGGACGUGAAAACCAUAAAAGGGGACGUGAAAACCGUAAAAAAGGACACGGAAACCAUGAAAGGUGACAUGGAAACCAUGAAAAAGGACAUGGAAACCAUAAAAGGGGACAUGGAAACCAUAAAAGGGGACGUGGAAUCCAUACCAGAGGACAUGGACACCAUAUAAAAGGACACAGAACCAUAAAAGGGGACAUGGAAACCAUAAAAGAAGACAUGGAAACCAUAAAAAAGGACACAGAAACCGUAAAAAAGAACCAGUUCUCAGUGACCCCUGGUCAGGGCCUGCCCCGCAUUGCACAGCCUGGGUCACCAUCCAUGGUAGGCAUGGUAUCCCAAGGUGAGGAGAGUGGCCCUUCACCAGGCCCGCUAGGGGACUUGGCCCUCAGUGAGGAGCAGCCAAUCUCCAAAAAAUCCCUGGCAUGGAGCAGGGUCCUCAAGUGGAAGGAGAAGUUCAAACCAGGCACCGACACCCUGCUGAUGCGGUCACUGCCUUGCCAGGUCUACUUGGAUCAUGGUGAGAAUCUGAAAACAGACCUGUGGCCUCAGAAGCUGAUCAUGAACUUGUUCCCCUCGCAGCAGCUGAUCCCACUGGGCCAUUAUAUCCGGAACUCAAGGAGGGUCCAGUUCUCCUUCACCAACCUGGACCUGGAGUCCCACAAAAGCCUCUACCACACUAUAGGCAACGACUGUGGGGGCUUCGUGCACUUUCUCUUCAUGGACCACAGCAAGUUGCGCAUAUAUAUGCUCCUGUUGUCCCCCAAGAAGAAGACCUUCAUGGGCCUCAUUCCCUAUGACCAGAAGGGCUUCCUCAACAGAAUGACACAGAUUGUGCGGCAGGAGCUCAAGAAAGAUCGUCAGACUUCCACCGUCAAACAAAUGCCCGAGAAUGUUCACUGCAGUAUGUAUUCCUAACUGGGGAGAAUGAGAUGUUCCAAAGAAGACCUGCAGCGGCUUGGGCUGCGAUAACAGGACUGUACCGAGGACUUCAAUAACAGAAAUGCAUUCUCUCACCACUCUGGAGGCUGGAUGUCCAAGGCCUCUCUCCUUGGCUUGUAGAUGGCCAUCGUCUCCCCCUGUUCCUCUGUGUGUCUGUGUCCAAUCUCUGCUGUGGUUACAAAGAACGAGGGGUGAGGGUGGGAUGAGGGGGGCUUUAUUUACUUGUGUAUGUCUGUAUGUGUGGCAGAUUGGAUUAUUCUCAAUUCUUCACUCUCUGCCUUGCCCUGGCUUUGAGCCUCUCCCAGAGUGGGCCAAGUAUAUUUCCCUGCCCCAUGGAUGUUGAGCUUGCCCAGGUGACUUGGUCUGGCCAAUGGAAUUUAGAUGGAGGUAACAGAGUGGAAGCCUUAAAUGUGCUUCCUUGGCAUAGCUUGAUCUCUUGGGCUGAUGUGACCUUCAGUGAGAAGAAUAGACCCUGGGAAAUGGCUGGUCGCAGGGAAAUGUGAAGCCGUGAUGAGCAGAGCUGAACCCAACCUCAGCCUAGUGCUAGCUCAGUGACCCACGCACCCCUGAGCAAGAAAAAUGCAUGCUUACCUUGAAACAUGCUGAGUGAUGUGAGCCAGACAAAAGGACAACUAUUGCAUGCUUCCAUUUCUGUGAGCUAUCUAGAUAAGCAAUUUCAUACCCCGUCUACUAGAGGCCGCCAGAGGCUUGGGGAUUAUUGCAUGGUACAGAGUUUCUGCUUGGGGGAUGAAAAGGUUUGGGAACAGUUACAAUAGUUGCACAACAUCACAGAUGCACUUAAUACCACUCAAUAGGGCACUUAAAAUGGUAAAUUUUAUUAUAUAUAUUAUAUCACAAUUAAAAAAUAAUAAUGCCAUAAUAUACCAAAACCAUUGAAUUUAUACUUCACUUAUUUUUUUUUUAACCAGAAUUAUCAUUUUAAUUAGUUUUAACAGUCUCUCACCCAAAUUCUGGCUAAGAAAAAAAUUAUUUUUUAAAUAUAUACAGAUAUUUUUUAUUGUUGACAGUAUUACAGAAGUCUCCUAUUUUCCCUUUACCUGCCUCCACAUAGCCCCCACUGCCCCCCACCCCAGGUUUUCACCCCCUAUUGUCUGUGUCCAUGGGCUACGCAUAUAAGUAUUUAAGCUCUUUGGUUUCUCCUGAUCCCUCCACCCCCACAGCAAGGUGUGUCAGUCUGUUCCAUGCCUCUGUGCUUCAGGCCAUAUUUUUUUGGUCAAUUCAUUUUGUCUAUUAGAUUCCAAAACUAAGUGAGAUAAUGUGAUAUUUGAUAACAAUUCCAGAAACAUUCAAUUGAAAGUGAAGCAAGUGCAUUCCUGCUUUAAAUUAGUAGUAUUAAAAAAAAUCACAAGAAAUCUCAUUAUUUAACAUACUUUGUACAUUUAAAUACAUUUCAUUUUAAAUAAAUAUGUUUAGCCCUAGCUGGUCGGGCUCAGUCAAUAGAGCGUUGGCCUGCGG